Molecule: messenger RNA, 1976 nt
Organism: Zeugodacus cucurbitae (melon fly)
Lineage: Eukaryota; Metazoa; Arthropoda; Insecta; Diptera; Tephritidae
Product: protein FRA10AC1 homolog
Exons: 2
Coding region: 449-1150 (233 amino acids)
Biological process (GO): dephosphorylation
Molecular function (GO): phosphatase activity
Source: RefSeq, a predicted model, not a curated record
GUAAAAUAAGUGCAGAAUAUUUAUAAAAUAUUCAGUAUAUAUUGUGAAAAUUCAAUAUAAAAGUAGCAUUUUUUUCAACUUUAAGUGCGAAUAUCUCGAAAACUAUAAGCUAUAUGUAUAUAUAUUCUUAAUCUGGAGAACCUCCUCUUUCCAACGAUACCCAUUUUAUUACCGAAAGCCUGGGAUAGUAUACUAAAGCCGACCCAGCAAUUUAAUUGCUAAUUCUUAUCUUUAGUAAUCACACAAUAUUAAAUAUACUCUAGUUAUUAAAAAAAUGUUGAUAUAAGAUUUCAUACAGUCAUAUUCUCGAUUUUACCUCAUACCAACAAAAAGGUUACGGUGACAAAACACACAUUUCUGCGUGUGUGCUUUCAAUGUAUUUUUAUGAUAAUUACACGAAUCUUGUAUUUGAUAUUAGCACAGAAUCAUAUAAAUUUACUUGCAAAUUAUGAAGUCAAUAAGCCGCCAAGAUCGACAUGAUUAUAUUUUGAAGAAAUAUAUUCUUUCUGAUAAAUCUUCUGAAGCCAGAAAGCAUUAUCAUGAUAUUGAUAUUAUAAAAGAACAUCAUCGAUUUUUAUGGGAUGACAACGAAAUUCCUGAUGAUGAAAACUCAUGGGAAGUUCGAUUAGCUAGACGCUACUAUAACAAAUUAUUUAAGGAAUAUUGCAUAGCAGACUUAACAAGACACAAAGAAAAUAAAGUUGCUUUGCGUUGGCGAACUAAGGAUGAAGUAGUUACAGGAAAAGGACAGUUUCAAUGUGGAAGCAGAAAAUGUGAAGAAAAAGACAAUUUGCGAAGUUGGGAAGUAAAUUUUGCUUAUCAGGAGCAAGGAGAGCAUAAAAAUGCGUUGGUCAAAUUGCGACUAUGUCCCACUCACUCAGAGCAAUUGAAUUACACUUCACGAAAACGUGAAGUUAAGCGCCUAAAAAAAUGUAAUGAAGGACAGAGUCAAAAGACGCGUAAAAUCCAUGAGAAAAUGGCAGGCAAAAUUCAAUUGACCAAUUCCAUUACAAAUAAUGUAUCUGUUGAAGCACCAGUUGAAAAAUGUGAAAAGGAUGAUAAUGUUUGGUGCCGCAAAUCAGAUGUAGAGUUGGAGCAAACAUCUCGUGAAACUGACUUUGAACGCUAUUUAGAAGACCUUCUCUUAUAAUUUAUGACAGUUAUAUUCACUUAACAUUGUAAACUGUACACAUCAACAUAAUAAUAAGUUCAGAAAAAUUAAAUACAUUAAUUUAUGUAUUAUAUACAUAGCAUCAAAUCGAGUACCCACUAAUUGGGAGAAAUUUGGCCAACAAUCCAGCACAGUAGGAAAAAUGACAACAAUGUACGUUUGACCCUGUCUCGGUACAUACUUUGAUCAUACUACGAAGGAACCCAGAGGUUUCAGCAACUUUUUAAAUAAGUUCUCAAAUGGCUUUAACUCGUUAGAAAAUACAAAUAACUUUCAUUAAACGUUUUAUUAUAUUAUUAAAAACAGCACAGGAAAUGUUGACAAUUAUAAUGAAAAUGUAAAUACAACAUUCUUAAAAAUUUUAAUUAGCAAAAGCUUUUAAAGCUUUUUUUUAAGAAAAUAUCGUUGACUUAGUGUGCAAACUUUUUCAGGAGGUAUCAAAAUUUUUAAAUUAAUAACUAGUGUCUAUUUAUUUCAAAAAUUCCAUUGUUAUUUAUUUGUUAAGGUUGUUUUAAUAUUAUAAAAUAAAUUCAAUUGAGCUUACUACAUGUUUAUGGUACAUCUGUUUUUACUUAUCACUGUAUAAUAAGUUGUAAGAACAACAUGACAAUUUUUUUUGUAAGUAUUUAGAAUAGUGCUCUAACUGUUCUAAAUCCUUAAAUUCCAUAAAAACGGGUUUGAGAACGUUUGCACACUAAGAUAACUUUAUAAUGCUUAAAUAGGGUUAUACCAAGGCAUUUAAUGUGGUCAAUAAAUUGUUUAAGUACAUAUAUCUUAAUAAAAUUUUAACUACGUUAACAUUUAA